AUGGGUCAGGGUUUGAGUAAAACUAAUGAAGGCGAGAAGAACUUACACGUUACUCUGAAGCAAUUCAAGAAGGAUAAAAUCUUAGAGUAUUUUAACAUUCAAAACCAUUUACAGUUUCGUCCUGUUGAAAUAAGAGCAAUUACAUCAAAACUAGGUGUAAAGAAUCUUAAAGAAAAGUCUGGUAUUACAAUAGAUGACUUAGCUUAUUUACUUCCAAUAAUAAGAGAUGAAGAUAUUGAAUGUCUAGACGAAAACAUUUGCUACGUUCUUAAUAUAUUAAGCAAUUCUUUUAAAGUCAUCGGAAACUUUCCAUUUCUUCAAAGUGAGGUACCACCUAAGCUAAGCAUUGAAAAUUUGAUGAAGUCUGCUUUAUUUCAUACGGGGAGAUAUAAGAAAUUAUUAAAUGCGGAUUAUGACUAUCUAAAAUUGGUCUUUAUAUCGUUGAGUGACAUUAACAAAGCUUAUCUCAAAGAAAAGUCUAGCUCUAGUAGUAAUAGUAGUAAUAACGAAGAAGAUUUAUCCUAUAAUCUAGAUGUUAAAGAUUUUUCGUCAGACGAUGACGAAAGCAUCUUAUCACGAAAAAUCAGCUGGAGCACCUUCAGUGUUAUACAAUCGUUUGAUGACAUUGAUUUGGAUUCCAUAUAUAUUGAAGGGUACGAUUUAAUGCAAUUGCUAACCUUUUUUUUAAUCCUUUCAUCUGUUCCUGAAAUGAAUCAUACGCGAAUGCAAGAACAUGUCUCAAAGAACAUUACUAGAUGGUCUGACUUUGAAAGUUACAGUUUGAGCAUAAUGAGAUAUAUAAGUUUGGAUAUUAACUUAAAAAAUAUUAAAACUACGAAGAUUUCAUAUGAAGAUUUUAAAAGAGGAAUUUCCAAUGGCUUACCAGCAUUUUUCACGAACUCGUGGACGAAAAUCUUUAAAAAUGGUUUCCUCUCUUCGGUGAAUACUGCUGUUGUACAGAAUUCUAAUCAGGCUUCAGAGCUUCGUGAAGAGGCGAUUGAUAAUGAAGCUCCCCAGGCUCAUAAGAUAACUCCUAAAUUUGUGGAAUCAAAGCUUAUUAAUGAUGCGUCCAUCUCAGUAAUUUCAAUGUGUUUGAAUAAUAUGAAGUCUAACGUAAGUAUCACGACACAAAAUUUAAUCAAAUUGUAUUCUGGAUCAGAAUCGGGUUUUUCUAUUAGGUCAUUGGAGCUGAAGAUUUUCAAAUGGCAAGCACCUACACUAUUAAUUGUUUCAGGCAAAAGGGUGAAAAGUAAAACUAUGAAACAUAAUAACAGAUAUAUUCAGUUUAAUGAAAUGUACCCACUGUAUUUCAGAUCUCUGGAAAAUCCAAAGAAAGAAUGGCAAGAUGAUAAUGAUAGGAUAACAUACGCUGUUAUUAUUAAUCUGCCUUGGAAAAAUUCCAAUAAACACAAUUUUGGUGAUGAAAAUACCAUGAUUUUUAACCUCCUGCCCAGAUUAGACUUUUAUAAAAGUGUCCAUAACCCAGUACUAGAUGGUAAGCUGGUAUAUUUCAAUAAUUUGGGCAUGGGGUUAGGUUUUGGGAAUAAUCAACCGAUAAAUAAGAAUACUAUAAAGAAGCUUUUACCCGGUGAUGUUUCCUUAACAAUUGAAUCGAAUUUGGAAUUUGCAAUUUUCAGGCAUAUCUCGUCACCCAAUUCCAAUGCUGCCUCUUACUUCCAGAAAUCGAAGCAAAAUGAAAUAUCAUUAGAAGAUUUCGAAGAUAGAUUCAUGAUUAGUGACUUGGAAGUUUGGGGCAUAGGCUCUACCAAAGAGUUGCAAGAACAAAGGAAACAAUGGGCGUGGGAGGAAAAGCAAGCUGAGGCGAGACAGAGUGUCAACUUACGAGGAUUAGGAGAAGAGCGGGCAUUCUUAGAGAUGGUUGGUCUUGUUGGAAACAACAAUUCUAAUGGUGGUUCCAUGUAA
Debaryomyces fabryi is the source of this 1923-nucleotide messenger RNA. Its product is annotated as TLD domain-containing protein. NCBI's taxonomy places the organism in Eukaryota, Fungi, Ascomycota, Pichiomycetes, Serinales, Debaryomycetaceae. The record is from RefSeq and is a predicted model, not a curated record. Bases 1 to 1923 code for a protein of 640 amino acids. The transcript has a single exon.